Messenger RNA from Acaulospora colombiana, 618 nucleotides. NCBI's taxonomy places the organism in Eukaryota, Fungi, Glomeromycota, Glomeromycetes, Diversisporales, Acaulosporaceae. The record is from the annotation of a GenBank genome assembly.
AUGACCAUUAAAAUCUAUAAAGGAUAUAGAGAAGUCCCAGUGGAAGGUACACCAGAAGAAUAUAUUCAACUAUACACGCGCUGUUGGGAUAUGAAUCCGGAGAAACGUCCGGUAAUCCAAGAGGUCUUUGAUACCCUCAGUGGGAUGAUGUCUGAAGGGACAGAUCUAGAUUUAGUUGAUGACGUGUCUGACGCCGAAAGUUCAAGCCCUAAUUUAACCGCUGAUUUUGACUCUCCUUCAUUAAGUCCUACAGAAGACAGUUUUUCGAGUGAAGGAGUUAAAACUCCUGAUGAAGAUUACUCAUUCGGCGAUACAAUCAAUUCCUCAGUAUUAAUUCAAUUAGAUCAUUUUGCCGUGGUCUCUAAUUGGAUUGUUAAAAAUCCCCUACUAAUUCGUGGAAGUCGAGAUGGUUUUACACCAGAAGUUUUCCACCAAAAAUGUGAUAACAAAGGUCCCACUUUAACGGUUUUAAAAGUAAAAGAGUCGGGUGAAAUUCUAGGAGGUUUUAAUCCGUUUAGCUGGGAAUCGCCGCCGGAGUCAAAUUAUUACUACACGAAAAAGAGUUUUAUUUUCAGAAUAGACCUUCACAAUGCGAAAAAUUCAAUAAUUAUAUGGUAG